AUGUCUCCCACGAUACGAUUCAAAACCAAUGUUGCGUUUCCUGUUUUUAGGAAGGGCUCCGGGAUACCCUCAAUCGAGAAAUCUACUUCAGAAAAGAUCUUCAUUGAAAGCUGUGCAGAAUUUUUAGAUCAACAUGUUUCGGGAUCUACCUUGGGCACCAAGGCUCAGUCCAAACUUAUACACGAUUUGAACGGCCAGCCUAUGGUGCUUUCUAUCGGUUCAGAUCAGCAUUUGUACCUUUGCAUCUAUGUUAAUGGUGCCGUUGGCGGCUGGCUGGUUACUGACAUCAACCCGAACCCAGCUUUUGAAGCGAGAGUUUUUGAUGCGACAAAAAGCACUAAUGGCAAGGGACUUAUAAUCGCUGUGAGCGGGUACGGCUCAGACAAGGCAAAGACUGAGGUUUGGCAAGCUAUACUGGAGUGUCCAGCAUUCGAUGCUCCGUCACACGGUGAUGUCAAUCUUAGCAACAUCCAAGCACUUCCUUGGGCAUCUAUUGGUGCUUCCAUUGCCACUCGAACAGUGGAAUCCCUGGUCUGCACGCAGCUGCCUGAUUCUAGGUAUCGUAUCGUUGCGGCUGUAAACGCAACAUCAAGGCUCGAAGGAUCUUACUUCUUCCUUGACUCGAGUGCUUCUCAGCAAGAUUGGAAGCCUCUAAGGCUCGCUCAACAAGUCGAGACUGUGCUAUCAUGCGCCCACGGAAACGUUCCUAAACUAGGACAGGGUGAAUUCGUUCUAUUUCAGGAUGCUAGUGCCAAAAAAGAGACAGCUUGCCUGUUUCAAGCGACUGAAGGAGGUGCCAAAGCAAUUUUUCUUACUGCACUAAGUCGGCCAAUAUCGCUUUCCACCAGUGUGAACGAAAGAGGGCUUACAGACUUGUGGAUAGCCACAGAAGACGGAAUUGGUUAUGUGAAUCACAUGAAACUGGGAGAGGCGCCCGAGCGGCUUCUUACGGGAACUGCAUUCUCCAAGAUCUUCGCAGUUGAGUCACGCACCGUUGAUGAAGCUAGCAAGAUCCUUGUUUAUGCCUUGUCUUCUCAUGGCGAGCUUUACAUCGUCGAAGGAAGUCGACCCAGUGCGGACAAGAAAAACGUCCGAUUCCAAGCAUCACAGGUACCAAUCAGGACCAAUAUUCGAACCAUUGCCGGAAACAUCAACCCUUGUACAAACGCGUCUGAGGUUGUUUUUGUAAGUCGGGAUAAUGAUGAUCUUUUCCAUCUUGCCCGCGAUCCCCAAACCUGUCUAUGGAAGGAAACACAAAUUGUGGUCAAAUCCAAGCAGCCGCUGAAAAGGACUAAAGUAGCAGCAUACGUUGUGAAUGUUUCUUUCACAAACGGGAAGGGAGUGCCAGUACCUGGUGGCUUCCAGAUUCAACUCACAUCAGCAGCUUCCCUGGCUUACGUCAACGAUCGUACAUACAAUUUAGAUCAGAGGCCUCAAACACUGAGUACAGAUCAAUUUGGACGGCUUGAGAUUGUGAUACCAGUAUCAAGUGGCCUCGGUGCAGCCCCAAUCGGCCUGAGGUUUCUAGCAGAUACUUCUGAGACUCGGAUAUUCCAGAUCCAGCCUGCGCAAAAGGUACUGAGCGCUAUCAGCAGCCUAAAGACUGGUAAUGAUCUGAAGAAUGCGACAAGCCCAGACGGUCGACCGCUAUUCCCUCAAUCAGCCAAAGAUCAAUCACAGGAUAAUUUUGAUCAAGUGGCACAAGUUUUUGCUAACGUGCCAGCUAUGAUUACGGCUAUCGAUCCAAACGCGACUCCUGAUUCACCCCUUGCCCCAAGCAAGUUAGAUACCGUCAUCGUCUGGCAAAAAGGAGAGAAAGGAUCUCAAGGUGAUAAGAGCUGGCUUGACUCCGCCGUUGAUGUGGUCGGGACAAUUGUCGGAGAUGUCGUCGAGUUCCUGAAAACGGCUGUCAAGGGCAUCGUCAAGCUAGCCAUGAAAAUUGCUGGACCAGUCAUUCGGUUCAUUCUCAAGAUCGGAGUCAAAGUCAUACGGUUUGCUUUGAACACUGUGAGCACUGUCAUUACUGGACUUGCAAAUCUUCUAGAGGGGGUCACAGGAAUCAACUUGUCAUUCAUCACGGACUUCUUCAAGUUCCGCUACAAGAGAGUUGCAGAGACACAGAAGGUUCUUGCUCUGGUCGUGGAAAGUGCAAUCACUCUAAGUAGUCGUUACUUGCAUCAUCAUCGAGCGUCUUUGGUAGAUGGUAUCGACAUCAUUGGCAAAUUCUUUGAGGGUCUUAUCGGUUCACCAGCAACAAUAACGUCUAGUCCCCCUGAAGAUAAUAGUGAAGGGGGUUUUUUUAGUAACCCUAUCAUCUCCAAUCUCCUCAAAUUUAAUCCUUUGAGCUGGAUUCUAGAAGCCAUUACAGAAGAACUUGGAGAUGACUUCAAAAUACCGUCACUAGAUCUCAAUCUAGUUGGACAAAUUUUUGCCGCUCUGAAGGAGCAGUUCGAACUCCUGUGGGGAUUUCUACAACGGAGCUGGACAGAGGUUCGUGCUGCGAUCAGCGAACCAGACACUGUUAUGGAGCACCUUCAGAAUGUCCUUAGGGAUGGAUUCUGGACUAUUUUCAACGCCAUAAAAGUCAUCAUAUUGCGUGUCUUUGACUUGUUUCUCAACUCUUAUGACGCUAUCGCCAAUUUCUGUCGGGGCACUUGGAAGAUUCCCUUCAUUACUGACCUGUGGGAGGAGUUAGCCGACUGUGACUUCACGCUCAUCAACUUCGUUACAUACGUUGCAGCUCAGAUUCUGGAGCUUUCAAAUCCAAAGAAAGAGUCAAUUUCGGCCCAGUGGAAUCUUCGUGCAGCGUUCGGCGACAUAGAAAAGGCUGAGAUGCCGCCUCUGCUUCCAAAGCACUGGUCAAGCGAUGAUUCUGAGGACGUGGACGAGAGCCAAAAGUUAUUCCAACAACAGAUUGCGCUCACUCAGAGUGCUCAACAAGCAGGCAAGCAGGAGCUCGAAUUAAAUCCUGUCAAAGAGCCUCGGUUUGGGUUAAUGAUGACAGCCGGACCAGCUAUAAUCAGCAAACCUGAUGAACCCACAACAAGAAUUGAGCCUCCUAGCCAGGCUGUUGAAAUCGUCAUUGCUCUAGCUCGAGCAGGUAAGAAGCUCACACGCUCUGCUAACCUUGCUGUUCAAGGGUUUUCAGUAGGUUCUGUGGGUUCUGACAGCAAAGGAGGAUCUACAGGCGGUGGCAGUGGCAGCAUUGACAUGGGAAGCAGCCAAUCUACUCGUGCAUCGUCGUUUCUAUCCGCCGAUGGUGUUUCGAGCUCUAGUCUCUUUGACAGCAGUCAUUUGGGCAAGGAACCCGCCAAGCCUACAUCAGGUGGCGAAGUCAUGUCUGUCAAGAACAUUCUGAUUGGAAAUAACACGUUUGCGUGUUUGUGUCUAAUUACAGAGCAAGUGCUUCUGUAUAACAACUACGAGAAGAGCCUAAGAUCCAAGGAGAACUUUGACGGUAACAGUGUGGAACUUAUCACUAGCGUUGUCGGACUCUUCUUCUCGUUCUUCGCUGAUAGCCCGCCCAUUAUGGCCAUGUCAAACUUCAUUAAUUCCGCGGGAGGCUUUGCAGCAACAUGUUGUCAUCCUGAGAAGGACGCAUUCACCUAUGUAUCGCUAGGUGCCUCUGGAUGCCAGGCAGUCUCGAGCAUUGUUUUCCUGGUCAAGGAGCCUACGUGCCAGGCCAUUGGAUGGGGAGGAACAGCUCUCGGUUUUAUUGGCGACAUUACAUUUACAAUCAGGAACUUGAUGAAUUGUCUUAAGAGAGACAAAUUCCAGCUUCCAGAGAUUCCAUCCGAAGAGCCCGGUGCUCAACCUCUUCCUGAAACGAAGGACCCAAAGAAGAAAGUCAAGAGAUUUGUGUCUGCCAUCAAUCAAGCAAAAGCUGGAGUGGUGGAGGAAAAGUUUGCACAUCUGGACACCAGAUUUCGUUCCGAACCGCCUGUUGGCGAUAUAUGUGGGGGCACUCGGGGCCCCUUGCUGGCGAUCGUAGUCCCUGAACCACUAGAAACAGGGUAUGAUGCUUACCGCGCGGCUCUUCAGUACUUUGACCGGAGGAAAGGUUCUGUCCCUGUUGGAGAGGAAGGUGGAAUCAAUUACAGGGGCACCACUGGACUGUUGCCCAACCGAAUUGCACAGGCAUGGAAAAGACUGCUCGGUGAUGAUGUGGAUGAGGCAGCUAUCAGGGCCGAAGUCGAAACCUGGCUAGAGGAGACAGAAGAAGCAUUCAGGACGUUGAAAAGAUCAUUGGACACAGAGCAUGAUCUACGGACAUAG
Molecule: messenger RNA, 4275 nt
Organism: Glarea lozoyensis ATCC 20868
Lineage: Eukaryota; Fungi; Ascomycota; Leotiomycetes; Helotiales; Helotiaceae
Exons: 8
Coding region: 1-4275 (1424 amino acids)
Source: RefSeq, a predicted model, not a curated record